This is a messenger RNA of Aspergillus ibericus CBS 121593, 1332 nucleotides long. Its product is annotated as putative MFS monocarboxylate transporter. NCBI's taxonomy places the organism in Eukaryota, Fungi, Ascomycota, Eurotiomycetes, Eurotiales, Aspergillaceae. Gene Ontology annotation, molecular function: transmembrane transporter activity. Gene Ontology annotation, biological process: transmembrane transport. The transcript has 2 exons. The record is from RefSeq and is a predicted model, not a curated record. The coding region runs from base 1 to 1299 and encodes 432 amino acids. Gene Ontology annotation, cellular component: fungal-type vacuole membrane.
AUGGGGGUACAGAAUGAAGCUCCAGAUGAAGUGUCCAACGAACACCAACCGACAGCCGAGGUUACGGCGGAGCACAAGCCGAUGCCGGAGGGAGGGCUAGAGGGCUGGCUCAGCGUUCUCGCAGGCUUCUGUGUGUUUGUGAACUCCUGGGGCCUGAUCAGCUGCUAUGGCGCCUUUCAAGAAUUCUACCAAACGGUGCUCCUCCCGGACGAGUCCCCCUCGACCAUCUCCUGGAUUGGCAGCAUCCAAGCCACGCUGAUCGUCAUGGUCGGCAUGGUGACCGGUCCGUUGGUCGACUCGGGAUACCUUCGUCCGCUGAUCAUUUGCGGCUCUGUGCUGGUGGUAUUUGGCAUGAUGAUGCUCAGCCUCGCGACCGAAUACUACCAGGUCCUCCUCGCCCAAGGCUUCUGCGUCGGCAUGGGGGGCGGCAUCACCUACAUCCCCGCCAUGGUGGUGGUCUCCUCACACUUUACCACCAAGCGCCCGAUCGCCAUCGGUUGCGCUGCCAUCGGAUCUAGCGUCGGCAGCGUCAUUUUCCCCAUCAUGUUCCGUCGACUGCAACCCAUCAUCCACUUCCCCUGGAGCGUCCGCUGCAUCGCCUUCAUCAACCUCUUCCUAGCCCUCAUCACCUGCACCAUCCUCUGCCGCCGUCCCGGCAAACGAACCCGCACCCGCAGCCUCAUCGAAUGGCAAGCCCUAACCCACCUCCCCUUCAUGCUCCUCUCCCUCUCCAUGACCUGCGUCAUGCUCGCCUACUACGUCCCCAUCUUCUACAUCGCCACCUACGCCCGCUCCGCCCUGCACACCCCGACCAGCCUCUCCUUCUACCUCGUCUCCAUCACCAACGGCGCCUCCGCCUUCGGCCGCACCAUGCCCUACCUCCUCGGCGCGCGCAUCAAACCCAUCUUCAUCCUCAUCACCUGCGUCGCGGCCGCCGCCCUCGCCAUGUUCACCUGGAUCGCCACAACCAACACAGCCGGAUACAUCGUCUGGGCCUGCUACUGGGGAUUUGUCAGCGGGGUGCUGGUCACCGCGCCAACAUCCAUCGUCGCACACAAGGCCUUUUGCCCCGAUAGCGACUAUCUCGGUACCCGCAUGGGCAUGAUGUGGGGGAUCAGUUCCGUCGGAUCCUUAGUCGGCACGCCGGUAGCCGGCGCGUUGGUGGAUCUUAUCGCAGCAGACUUUUUGCGUGCACAGAUAUUCGCUGGAUGUAUGAUGGCGGGGGCGUUUCUUCUACAGGUUUGGCCGACGAUAUGUGUAAUGCGAUAUGAUCGGGAGAGAUCGGGAAAGGCUAGUUAGUAUAGCCGCCGUGCCGUGAGGCAGGGGGGGGGG